Molecule: messenger RNA, 2145 nt
Organism: Leishmania braziliensis MHOM/BR/75/M2904
Lineage: Eukaryota; Euglenozoa; Kinetoplastea; Trypanosomatida; Trypanosomatidae
Exons: 1
Coding region: 1-2145 (714 amino acids)
Biological process (GO): intracellular sterol transport
Cellular component (GO): endoplasmic reticulum-plasma membrane contact site; endoplasmic reticulum membrane; plasma membrane
Molecular function (GO): sterol transfer activity; sterol binding
Source: RefSeq, a predicted model, not a curated record
AUGUCAAACUCUUCGACUCCCGAUGCGAAGGUGCAGGUAGUCACGACAAGCAGCGCCGAGGAUCAACUUUUCCACCAGCUAUUUCCACAGCUACGUCGAAACGAAAAACUGGUUCAGUCAUGCAAUUGUGGUCUGAUACGACGGAAACUUGUGCGAAUGGGGAGGAUGUAUGUGACACCUCUACGAAUUUGCUUCACAUCGUCGUUUAUUGAAGAGCCUCUCUUUAUUCUCUUGGAGAACGUGCUUACAUUGGAGAGGAAAGCAAGCUUUGUCUGCGACACCAUUGUUGUAGUCACGAAGACACAAGUGGAGCAUGAUUUUACAGCUUUCAUUUCGACGGGGGUGACUCAAAUGUACAGCUUAUUGAAAACUCUGUGGUCUGUUCGCGAGAAGUACACUGCGGACAGGGCUAGGUCCCUUUGCCCUGACGAUAAAUCUGACGCUUCGUCCGCGACUAGUUCUCUAAGUGGUCGUCUUACAACUGGAGGUAACUCAGCUGCUUACGGCAGUGGUGCUGAGGCACGAGACAGUCAGUCCCAAGACACACACCCCCUGUCAGCCAGCAAUUGGCUGAGCACAAACGGUAGGCAAGACGCCGAGGACUGUACCGAGUGCGACCGAGCUGCCGUUUCCCUACGUGCUUCGUCUGUGGGCGCACCGGCUGUGGUAGAAAAGCAGAGUACCAGUGGAUUGUUGCUGGAGAGAAGUUCGUUACAAAAUCGAAAAAGUGGACCUCAGGAAAGUAGCAAUGACGUUCAGUCUGGGACAAACCCGGAAUUUCGGCGCUUUUUCCCGUCGAUUCCUCAGACAGAAACAAUCAAGGACUCGUUCACGUGCUGCUACCAAUUUGGGGCCAGCCGGCUGGGAAAAAUGUGGGUUACCCAGAACUUCAUUCUCUUUGUUUCGCCGAUGAUGGAAUCACGAAUAGAGAUCAAGUUCUCCGAUGUGGAGAAAAUUGAAAAGGAGCAGAAACUUGUCCUGCUCGACGGCUUUUACGUGCAGCUCAAAUCUGGCUCCUCGCUGAGCUUUUCAAACUUUACGAGCCGCGAUGCUGCCUUGAAUGUGAUCGAGUCCACAUUUCAGGCCUCAAAGGCUCAGCAGAAUGGUACAAAAAAGGACACUGGGGUCUCAGGCCCACUCGUCUUCAAGACAACGACGAGCGAAAAUGACGAAGGCAAGAUACCCGCCGUGGCGUCGAUGGAUGCGUUCUCGCAGGUGGAGACAGAGUAUGGCAGCGCACUUAGCGACUUCUCGUGCUUCGAGAAAGAAGUGAUAACACCUGUGAAGCUGUGCACGGGGAAGGGAGUGCUCGACGUGUUCGGCGUGUGCUUCGAUGAUGACACCGCGCUGCUGGAGGACUAUCACACAGAGCGGAAGGACACGUGCCAGAAGUGGGAGUCGUGGCAGCCGACGAAGGACGGCGGCACGUUCCGCGGCCAGCGCCAGUUUACAUGCACGACGCUGGUGAGGGCGAUGAUGGGGAAGCCGUACGCGUACGUCGAGUACCAGCGCUACGCCCUAUUCAAGGUGAGCGGUACCCCGACACUCGCGGUGCAGUUCUCAAGCCAGGUGCCCGGUGUGAUGUUUGGCGACGCGUUCCGGGUGGAGGCACUUGUGAUGUUCACACAGGUCGGCAGCGGUGCGUCGGCCGAGGUGACGAUGCGUGUAUUCGGGUACGUGCAGUUCCUGAAGAAUGUGUGGGUGAAGGGCCGCAUCUUGUCGACCACGAUGGACACGGAGCUGCCCGAGGGGUACAAGACUCUUGCUAAAAUGAUUUGCGGGCGGGUUAAAAGUCAUCAGAGCGGAGGCGGGACGGAAGGCAGUGCAGAGGCUGACGGGGAGGCAAGGAAAGAGGGUGGGACCCAGGGAGCUUCGUCGAUGUCUGAGUGUAUGCCAUAUGUUCCUCUGCUCUUCAAAGUGUGGGCAUUGGAAGGGUUCACCGCCAAUGUUACCGUUCUCGCGCUUUCUGCGUUGUGCUUUUUUGUUUCGCUUUUUUGCUGCCUUAUCAUGAGUUUCUCCCCCAUAAGGGGUUUCAGAGAGCGAGGCGUGCUGCAGUCUCUCACGUCACCGCUGACUGCUGUGGUCACUGCGGUGGUGUGCUUUGUGAGCUUUCAGAUUGGCAUAACUGCGUUUGUGUCCCUUUGA